AUGGACUUGACGACGAUACCGACCUUUUCCCGGCCCUUUCCCUCGUCUAUAUCAUUACCUGGUGUGUCUUACACAGCAUCAGCAUCAGCAUCUACAACGUCAUCUCACACCUCUACAACUUUGUCAAGAACACUUUCUACCUCAACCUUCGCGAAAUCGACAUCAUUAGCUACAUCGCAAGCUACGCCAACCUCCACCCGACCCAUCCCAACAUCUACCCCAUACCCAAGCACAAACAGCGAACCCAUCACCCAGCAAUCCACCUCCUCCCACUCCACCGCUAAAAUCGCCGGCGGCGUCAUCGGCGCCUCCGCCGCCCUCGCCAUCCUCCUCUCCCUCCUCUACCUCCUCCACCGCAAAAAGCGCGAAACCCAACGUCGCGCCGCGACCCUCCCACCCAGCUACAACGAAGAAGGUAUCGCCGCCAACCUCGCCGAGAAGUUCCAAAGCCGCUCGCGCCGCUCGCGCCGCUCGCGCCUCCGGCACUCCAUCUCCUCCGUGCUGCCCUCGUAUCACGAGAAAGCGGAGCAGGGCCGCGGUCACAGUGCUAGCGAGAAUGAGAAUGCCGUGGAAGAGGACCUGGUGCCGCAUCUGGACGGCACGCCGGUGAAGCCGACGCUCGAGAUGGCGACGAAUCCGCUGGGGAGUAUUGCGGAGUUGCCGGCGAUGUCGGCGGAGAAUGUGGGUGGGGGUGGGAGGGAGGGGGAGGGAGAUGGAGAGUUGGAUUCGCCGACGUUAGGGAGGGGUGGGGUUGAGAUGGGUGGGAUGGAGGGGAAGGGGGGGAAGGGAGAGGAGAGGGAUCAUGUUUUAAGUUGGACGAAGUAUGACGCGUCGGGGGCCGUGGAGAGGGAUGCGGCGGCGAGGCUGUCGAGUCCGCCUGCGGUGCCGGACCCUUCGGUCGCGGUGUGGAGUAAUAUGAAUGUGAAGCCGAGGGAGGGUGGUGGGGAGGGAGCGGGGGAUAAGGAAGAUCCAGGCGAGAAAGCAAUGGAAGAGGAAAAGCUAGAGGUGACUGGGGAUAUGAGGCCCAAGGAGGAGAAGAAUAAGGAAGAGAAGCCCAUCGAAAAAGAGGUAGAGCUGCAGGAGGAGAAGAAAGAUGAUUCUUGA
Messenger RNA from Mytilinidion resinicola, 1104 nucleotides. RefSeq lists its product as uncharacterized. The record is from RefSeq and is a predicted model, not a curated record. The transcript has 2 exons. The coding region runs from base 1 to 1104 and encodes 367 amino acids. NCBI's taxonomy places the organism in Eukaryota, Fungi, Ascomycota, Dothideomycetes, Mytilinidiales, Mytilinidiaceae.